UGUUCGACUCAUCUGGAAAAAUAGCAAAUGGGGUGAUUGGUGGAAAUCCCACAGCGUUUGGUGAUUUCGACACUUGUCUUGAAAUAGAAUCUCCAAGUGGAAAAUUUAAAGGACAGUAUUGCCAUAUUGAUUUUGUUCCUUUAUUGCCGAAGAGAGAGCUGAUGACACCAGCAGAAAAGCCAAUAGAAAUCAUUAAUACACUAUUUGAGCCUGGCACAUUGUCUGACACCUUAGCAAAAAUGGCUUAUUAUCUCUAUAUUACUCAAAUACGCUUAAAUGCCUGUCUCCCUUCAACUUGUUCAAAAGAAGAUUUAACAGCCUUGUUUUCUAGCGGUAUGUAAAAUAAGUUAUUUCUGUAUGCUUUUU
Parasteatoda tepidariorum (common house spider) is the source of this 366-nucleotide messenger RNA. The record is from RefSeq and is a predicted model, not a curated record. Lineage: Eukaryota; Metazoa; Arthropoda; Arachnida; Araneae; Theridiidae.